Messenger RNA from Zygotorulaspora mrakii, 2709 nucleotides. RefSeq names its product Nnf2p (gene NNF2). NCBI's taxonomy places the organism in Eukaryota, Fungi, Ascomycota, Saccharomycetes, Saccharomycetales, Saccharomycetaceae. The record is from RefSeq and is a predicted model, not a curated record. The transcript has a single exon. Bases 1 to 2709 code for a protein of 902 amino acids.
AUGAGGGAUCAUCCUCAUUCUCGAUCAUGCAAUAGCGAUCAACCAGUUGCGUUUGCAAAAAAACAUCGGUUCAAGGAUACACUGGCACUUUUUAUUGUCUUCCUCAGCUUCAAUCAUUUUGCAUCACUUUGCUUAUUGGUAUCAUUUGUGAUUGCCACCAGAUUCACGAACUUCUUAGCCUCAAGCUUUAUCACGAUAUUUCUGUCGAAGAAACCAUCACCAGCAAUGACUGAAGUGACUCACAUAAAGCCAUUAGAUGAUGCAACACUAAGUAAAACAACAAACGGUAAGAAAUCAGUAGAUUCUGUAUCCAGAGCGAGCAAUAAAAGUUCACACUUUUCAUAUUCGAUAUUGUUUAUCGAAAUAAUUACAGCAACCAUAUUAAAGCUAUACGGUGAAGAGUAUUUCAUAAGUCCUAUUGAGAAAUUAGCGCUUUCUAUUUUAGCUUCGUCGAUGAUUAACGAUCCGAGUGAUAUCUUGAGUUAUGCGACAUCGUGCUCUGUAUUGUACGCGGUAACGUUGAAUGCAUGUCAGCGAUUACGCUCCUUUCACGAUAUUAAUACACUGCUCAUGAAUUAUGAUCUCAAUAGUCAUUUUAAUAUACCAAAAAAUGUGACAACGUUUUUUGGGAGAUUUUGUUUUCAUACAGGUGGAUUGGUUUUUUUUCAGUGGAUAGACAAAUAUGUGCAACAUCUUCUUUAUUACAUUUCAUUUCAUAUUGUAAUUUUUCAAUUUACACAAGGCUUUUUACAUCCAAGUCAUCAUCAUGUGGAUAAAGCAAAACCCAACAAAAAAGUAGCAACGCCGCUUAAAAAUGAUGCGAGCCGUAUUGCAGGUCAUAGAAUUGUAUCUAAUGGUGCACCGAAAUCUUCUGUACAUUCAGCUGUUGCCACUCAACCUCAACAGCAUUCAAAUCAAGCCCCGACUGAUAAAUUGUCACAAAAUAAUUAUGAAAAUACUCCUAAUAAUCAGACGUCAUCAUCGAAUUCAAAUUCGACUUCUAAUGUUCAAAAUUUCCCACCUCAGUUGAACUUGAAGAGACCAAACGAGAAUUGUAACGAUUUACCAUUUUUUGCAGCUAUAGUGAAAGAGUUUGAGUGCUUCGAACCAUCCGUAAUUUCGGCAGCCGCUAGUAAUUCAUUGACUGUUACUACAAAUGUCACUGUACCCUUCAGUGCGAAUCCAAUCGAAAACGACAAUACCACUGAAGUGAGCUAUACGAACCAGUUUUAUGAAAUAAAAGUUGAUUUUGAACAUGAAAAUAAGGCAAGGGAUUUAACAUUGGAUGUUACCGUAACAAGCAAUCUUGAAAAUUUUAUUCGUCAUCUUUUCAAAAGGAAAAACCAGCAUUUAAUUCCACCACUAUGGUCAAUUGUUGUUACACUGAAGACAACAAAUUUUGAAAAGAAAUACUUGCAGAAAGAAAAUAAGGAUAUCGCUUUAGGAAACGAUCUUUCGACAUCGAGUUCCGCAACAGGAUCUGUUGAAAAUGAGAAUUCCGAUAAUACUAUAUCACCAACAAACUCAAAUUUAAGUCAGACUAACGCAAAUAAUGAUGAAGUUACCCAAAGUGUCUUUAAUAAUCUACAAGCUACUGGCACUAUGGCACUGAUUGCUAAAACAGCAUUUGAUGAUUACGCUCAGUUGCAUUUAGUAUCAACAAGAGAUAAUAUCUUUAAGAGAGACGACAAGGAUUAUAAGGUUUGCAUUGUUGAAAUAUGCUGUAAUUCGAUUACUUUCCACAUUGAAAACUUACAUGAGGGUGAAUUAAUUGUUUUAGUGAAUGGGGUUAUUUGGUCUGAAGUAUCCUGUGCUUUGAUUCUCGAUUGUGAAGAUGAGGAGCUUGUAGUCGUAGGUGGCCUGGUACCAUCCUGCUCGUAUGAUAUUCAAUUUAUCAAUAGAAUAAGUCAUACAGAAGACUAUUUGAUAAGUGAUCUCAUGGUUAGAACUUUAGGAAGUCAUAAAAACAACACAGAGAAAUUUGAGAAAUUCGAGAAUAUUGAUUUUAGUUUCCCAUCAUACUACCAUAGAAAGUUCUUAUCACCUUUGUUAACUUUGAAACAUUCAGUUCUGACAACUAAUACUAAUUUAGCGGAAGGUCGUGCCAAAUUGAAAAAGAGCAAAAGAGAAAUCAGCAAGAAAUUAAGCUCUUUGAGACAAGAUAUUGACCACUUUAAAGCGAAGAUUUCACAAAAUGCUUCCAAUGAUGAAAAAAAUGCUUCCAAAGUUGAUAGUUUGAAGCUUGCUGUUCAACAAAGUGAAUCAACUAUAGCUAAGUUGGAACAGGAAUUGAAGAAAUCUAUUGACAAAGAGGUCAACCUAGAGGAAAUAUAUCUGAAGAAAAAGGAUCUGCAUUUAAAGCAAACUAUGGAAUAUAGCAAGAAUAAAGAAUCCCUGGAACACGAGGUGAACAUGGCAAAGACAAAAAUUAACCGACUGCAGCAAGAAUUUAGUCAGCUGAGCAGUAAGAAAGAAAAAUUGGUUCUACGUCAGGAAAAAUUACAAAGAGAAGUUAAUCAUAAUACUGAAGAGUUUGAAAAUUUUAGGAAUCUUCUUGUUCAGAAAAGAGAGAGAGACAGAUCUAAGAGACAGGAUUUAAGAGCUCGUGAACUUAAUGAGCUCGAAUUGAGCAUUAAGGGCCUAGAACAGGAUAUUAGCCGCUUGGAGGGUGAAAACGGCAGUAUGCAUAAAAUAGUACAUGGUUUUUAG